UAAACGAACUCGAUGAACCACCUACACACGAAUACAAGAAUUUCAAAAUGCUAUUAAACUGCUCAAAAGAGCCCUGUAAACGAUGGAAUUCCUGCAGAACUCCAAAAAGUGCAGUGCACUCAACCUAUCAUUUACAAGUUGAUAGUAAAGUAUCGGAAGAAAGUAUACGUGCCACAGGAUAUGCGCGGUGCUAAUAUUGUUACCCUGUAUAAAGGAAAAGGCGAUCACGGUGUCUGUAACAAUUACCGCGGUAUAUCCUUGUUAAGCAUCGUUGGUAAACUAUUUGCUCGUAUAAUAUUAGUAAAGAUGUGCCCAAAUAUCCACUAUUGAUAUAAUCUUCACAAUCAGUUUCGUUGAUCUCAAUAAAGCCUUCGACACCUUGAGCAGAGAAGGCCUGUAUGCUGUAGAGAAAGUAGGACGCCUGCCUAAGAUUCUGUACUUGAUCAAAAAUUUACACCAAGACAUGAAAGAUGAUGCAGCUCUUGUCGCUACCUCACAAGAAGAGCUCCAGAACAUCAUGGACAAGUUUGCUAAGGCAUGUGUACUGCUUUCAAUGUCUAUCAACGCAAAGAAGUUCGUUGUAAUGAAGCAAGGAUGCACAAUCACACCAAUUAUCCUGUUGAGUGGUACACCUUUGGAAAACUUUGGAAGUUUCUGCUACCUUGAAUCGACCGUGACUGGAAAUCUUUCGCUUGAUGCAGAGAUUGUGAGCCGUAAUGGAAAGGCAGCCACCAUGUUUGAUACGCUCCAUGCAAGGAUAUGGGACAAUAGACACCUAACAACCAAGUCCAAGAUGAUAGUUUAUCAGACUUGCAUAUUAAGCAUACUCUUGUAUGGAGUUGAAACCUAGAUAUCGUAUGUCAAACAGGAGCGAAAAUUUAAUCGUUUCACAUGCGCUGUCUUCGGCGCAUCUUAGGCAUAACAUGGAGGGACAAGAUCACCAAUGAGGCGGUACUGACGUCUGCACAGCUGCCUAGAAUAGCUGCACUUUUGAAAAAGAGACGGCUGCGUUGGCUAGGGUACUAUGAUCACCUUUGAUAUUAACUGGAAGAGCGGGGAAAGAUUAGCUGAAGAUCGCACCGUCUGGCGAAAAGCUAUCUUUGAUGGCGUAACCGAACACGAUAAUUCCUGAUUUAAAGACCUAUCCGAGAAACACGCAAAAUGACACGAAAGCGUUAGCAACCCCUUAUCAUCCUGGGCAAACUCUGAUAGUAACAUCUGUACGUCAUGUGGCCGGAUUUGCCCUUCACGUGUUGAAUCUUUACAGCCAUCAAAGAAAAUGUAUCAAAACCUCCAA
Manduca sexta (tobacco hornworm) is the source of this 1297-nucleotide messenger RNA. RefSeq lists its product as uncharacterized. Bases 464 to 850 code for a protein of 128 amino acids. The transcript has 2 exons. Lineage: Eukaryota; Metazoa; Arthropoda; Insecta; Lepidoptera; Sphingidae. The record is from RefSeq and is a predicted model, not a curated record.